Molecule: messenger RNA, 2051 nt
Organism: Anneissia japonica
Lineage: Eukaryota; Metazoa; Echinodermata; Crinoidea; Comatulida; Comatulidae
Product: 39S ribosomal protein L39, mitochondrial-like
Exons: 9
Coding region: 124-1065 (313 amino acids)
Biological process (GO): threonyl-tRNA aminoacylation
Cellular component (GO): mitochondrion
Molecular function (GO): nucleotide binding; threonine-tRNA ligase activity
Source: RefSeq, a predicted model, not a curated record
GUUAGGGGAGGUCGAAGGUUGUGAAUGAGGACGUUCGAAAGCAUAAUAACAGUACACAUGUGACAGUUUUGUCUGUUGAAUGCCUUACUUAUUUCACAUUAAUAAUAAUAAUUUAUUAACAAAAUGACAUCCGCUUGCUUUCUUAGGCGUCGUAUGUAUUUCCAAUGUCGGAGAUGUUUCACAAAUGUGGCAAAGCAAACAACACCAGAACCUGUGAUGAGACAGAACAAACUAUUCGAUGAAGAGGCUGAAAGACAACUACAAAUGGUGAAACGCCUUGAGAAGAUCAAUGUGCAACACCUGGGUCCGAAUGAUAAAUGCACAUUUGUGAUGAACAAGAAACUCUCCACACCCUAUCAUUGUGCAAUGCAUUUAAACGAGAGGUAUGUCACCAACUCUGGAUUAGCUCUUGUGAAUGGUGAACCAUGGCAUAUGCACCAACCACUACAAGAGGAUUGUGAACUGAAGUUUCUUACAUUUAAAGAUGAUGAUGUUGAACAUAUCAAUAUGGCAUUUUGGAAGGCAAGCGCUCACUUAAUGGGAGCUGUCCUGCACAGUGCAUUUAAGGACAUGAUUACCACCAAGAUGGUGUAUACACCUCAUCUACCAGUUUCUGCAGGCUGUUUUGCUCAUGACAUCAGUCUUCCUUUUCAUUGGCGACCAACAUUUGAUGAGUUGAUGAUGUUAAAUCGUCAAGCAUACAGACUUAUUGAAAGCAAAAUACCUUUCGAACGACUGCAAGUCUCAAGUGAUUUGGCUAUCACAUUAUUCAAUGGAAAUGAGUUUAAAACGGCAGAAGUUAAAAGAAAGAAUGUGGAUUGUGUGACAUUAUACAGAUUAGGAAAGUUUAUUGACCUCUCAGAUGGCCCGAUGAUUUCAAAUUCACAAGCUAUGUCAGUACACAGGUUUUCAUUUACAAACGUACAUUUGGUUAAAGGAGAUGCAGACGUUGACAAGGAUAAAAUUCACAGGUUUCAAGGUGUAGCCCUUCCUUCUGCAUUUGAGGCACAUUAUUCAACGUGGUCGACGUUAGAGAAUAGAGCGAGAAAACCAGUUAAAAUAUAAAUCAAGUUCAUACUGCCAAUCAAUCAUCCCAUUUAUAGAUGGUGCUCUUGCAUAAUGAAACUCUUCAGACUGUAGAUCUAAUUGACUGAUCUAUCAAAACAGUGCCUGAACACUUUGCGUGUUUCAGAAACAUGUGUUUAGGUACGGUUAUCGGCCAUCCAUAAUUAUCAACAUUUUCAAAAGAGAAUAUGCUUUGGGGGUUAGGGGGUUGAAAGUGUAGGCAUAAUUACUCUUUUGAAAAAGAUAAAAUGUUGAUCUCAAAAUGACAUAAAUCAACAUUUUUUUUUGGUGUAUCGGUACUCUUUUCGGGGUAGGGGGAUGGAGGGGGUGACGGAAAAGAGUAUUUUUUAUACUCUUUCGAAAAUGUUGAAAAUUAUGGAUGGCCCUUACACUGUUGAGGAAACCAGUUUAAAAAAAAUAGAACAAGGUCAUUAUAAAAAUUCAUUCAACAAUCAGUCAGUCAUCUAAUUUGUGUAGGAGCUGCUCCGGUUAACAACUGACCAUUAAGAGCAGGGGUAAGGAUACGCGCAUGUCCUAUAAACAUGUGUUACCCUGUCAUUUUGUAAGACCUUGGCAACUAUAUCUGAUGGAUAAGGCUUAGAGAAACUGUCCAUUGUCAGAGAUGUUCUUGUAGAAGAAACUAUUUUCUAUGAAAUUCUUGAAAUGAAUUUCACAUUGUAAUGGAACUCAAAUUGAUUUAAUUUUGACUGUUAUUUUGUUUACUUAUACUGUAUUAAAUAAAAAAUAUGGUACCAAGAGAUUUGAAAAAUAUGCUAGAAAGGUAGUUUUUUUUGUUUGUUAUGUUCGAAUGUCAGUCAUCUUCAGAUAAAUUCAGUUAUAAAAUAGACAGAGCUAAUACAGUGAAUGAUGACAUAGUUUAUUUGCUAAUUCCAUCAAGGGCAAGUCCACUUUAAAUUGUAGUAUAACAUAAUGACACUACAAAACUUGAGAUAAAGUAGUUGUGGAACUGGUUGGCGGUGAUGGUG